Andrographis paniculata is the source of this 2585-nucleotide messenger RNA. Its product is annotated as pentatricopeptide repeat-containing protein At2g15820, chloroplastic. The transcript has 3 exons. Bases 88 to 2424 code for a protein of 778 amino acids. NCBI's taxonomy places the organism in Eukaryota, Viridiplantae, Streptophyta, Magnoliopsida, Lamiales, Acanthaceae. Gene Ontology annotation, biological process: mRNA cis splicing, via spliceosome; photosystem I assembly; Group II intron splicing. Gene Ontology annotation, molecular function: protein binding; endonuclease activity. The record is from RefSeq and is a predicted model, not a curated record.
UCUUCGACAGAAAAAGUCGAUAGGUGGUUACCCGUCGGAGAGCCACCAGUUUCUCCUCCGCCGCCGCCGCGAUUCUUCGCCUGAGCGAUGCUUCUGAGCUUGAAUUGCACCAAUAGUCAAAUAAUAAGUCUUCAGGAUAACAAUUCCUGCUCCUUCCACCGCCGCCGAUGUCGCAUUUCCCUCGCCUCGGCACCGUACCUGAAAGUCGCCCUCUCAAUCGCUGCAUCUUCCUCGUCGGCGGGAGCAUCAGUAUCGCACAGAAUAGAAGAGGAAAAGGAAAAUGAAUCUGAUUUUUAUAAAUGGAAGCAGCACAGUUUUGACGAGCCGUUCGACCUGACCGAGUUGAAACGCUUUGAAACGCCGUCUGUGGAGGUGAAGGAGCUGGAGGAGCUGCCUGACCAGUGGCGGAGGUCCAGAUUGGCGUGGCUGUGCAAGGAGCUUCCGGCGCACAGGUCAGGUACAUUUAUUCGUGUCCUCAAUGCCCAGCGCAAGUGGAUUAGGCAAGAUGAUUGCACUUAUAUCGCCGUCCAUUGCAUGCGGAUUCGCGAAAACGAGUCCGCGUUUAGGGUGUACAAAUGGAUGAUGCACCAACGAUGGUUCUGUUUCGAUUUUGCACUUGCAACCAAAUUAGCGGAUUACAUGGGUAAGGAGCGGAAACACUUGAAAUGCCGUGAGAUAUUUGAUGAUAUAAUUAACCAAGGUCGAGUCCCUAAUGAGUCCACAUUUCAUAUUUUGAUUGUUGCCUACCUUAGCUCAUCUCCUUCGAGUUGCCUAGACGAAGCCUGCAGUAUUUACAAUAAAAUGAUCCAUUUGGGCGGAUACAAGCCUCGCCUGAGCUUGCACAACUCUCUUUUUAGGGCCCUCGUAGCGAAAACAGGACUAUCUUCUAAACAUCAUCUGAGACAAGCUGAGUUCAUCUUUCACAAUCUGACUGCUUGUGGCCUUAAAGUACACAGUGAUAUUUACGGCGGGCUUAUAUGGCUGCAUAGUUAUCAAGACACAGUAGAUAAAGAGAGAAUUGCCGCAUUAAGAACUGAGAUGAAAUCUGCCGGUUUUGGAGAGAGUACAGACAUUCUUGUAUCGGUUUUAAGGGCUUGUGCUAAGGGAGGUGAUGUUACAGAAGCUGAAAGAACUUGGACAAAGAUUCUUUCUUCGACCAAGAAGCCUCCAACUCAAGCCUAUUUGUAUCUAAUGGACGUCUAUUCGAGGGAUGGAAAACCAGAGAAAUCUUUGGAAAUAUUCAGGGAACUCCAAGGUCGUACCUCCUGCAAUGUUGCGUUGUUUUACAGAAUCAUUCAGAUACUGUGUAAAGCUCGGGAGAUAAAACUUGCGGAGUCUGUCAUGGUAGAGUUCGUCAACAGUGGAAUGAAGCCCUUGACACAAUCUUUUGUCGACAUGAUGAGUAUGUAUGCAGAACUAAAUUUGCACGGUAAGGUGGAGAUAACUUUCUUUCGGUGCCUAAAGCAUUGCCAUCCGAACGAGACUAUUUACAAUCUGUACUUGGAUUCUUUGGUGCAAACCAACAAUCUUGACAAGGCAGAAGAGAUCUUCAACCAAAUGUGCGCUGACGAGACAAUUGGCGUCGAUGCUAAGUCCUGCAACGCGAUAUUGCGGGGCUACCUUGCCGUUGGAAACAAUGCUAAGGCGGAGACGGUACAUAGUUUUAUGCAAGAGAAGAAAUAUGAAGUCGAAGCUUCGUCAAUGGAAAAGCUACAAAGCAUUGCAACUGUAAACGAUGAAGAAGUGAAAGAACCGGUAAGCUUAAAGCUCGGGAAAGAGCAGAGAGAGAUCAUUAUCGGCUUACUUAUGGGCGGACUGAGGAUCGUAAUCGAAGAGGAAAAGAAGAGUCAUGCAGUCCAUUUUGUAUUCAGAGAAAAUUGCGAAAUCCAUUCAUCUCUGAAGAGACAUAUAUACGACGAAUUUCACGAGUGGUUCGCUUUUAAACUGCUGGUCGAAGAUAAAAUUCCUUCCCGGUUUUCAGCGAUACCUCACCCUUGUUUCAAGUUCUACGGAGAUCAAUUCUGGCCGAAAGGUAUCCCGGCAGUUCCAAACCUUAUCCAUCGGUGGCUGACUCCUCGGGUUAUUGCGUAUUGGUACAUGUACGGGGGCUACAGGACAUCUUCGGGAGAUAUACUGUUGAAGCUGAAAUUCAGCAAAGACGAUGUGCUGAGAAUUGCAAAGACGAUCAAAUCUAAAGGGUUGAGUUGUCGCGUAAAGAAGAAGGGGACUGCUUUCUGGAUGGGUUUUCUUGGCAGCGAUGCGAUGGGGCUGUGGGAACUUAUCGAACCGUAUGUACUUACAGAUUUGAAAGAAUUGUUGGAAGCAGGCACGAUAUCAACGAAUGGAAGUUCAGGCACUGAUGACGUUAACAGCAGUAAUAGCCGGGACAGCGAUGGCUAUUCGUCAGAUAAUGUUGAUGCAUAGGUGCUCUUGUGGUUUUGUGUAUCUAUCUUUGGUCGGGAUUUUCGUUGCGAUUUUGCUCAAAAAGCGUUGAGAAGCUGAGGGAGAUCCGGUGUUGAUAAAUGGUAUGUUUAAUUAGAUCGUCUCUAUCAAGUUUUAAUAGAUCAAAAAAUUUAUGUUUGUUU